GGUUGGUAUCAAUCAGUGGUCAUUAGCCAUCAGCAAUCACAGUGCUUCAGCGUUCAUCGCACCCGAAAACUACCAACAACCAGCCGACAACAUGUUCCGAGCUCUUGUUCUCAUCGCUCUGCUGGCGCCUGCCGCGGUCUACGGUAAUGUGAGCCGCGCCUGUACCAAUGGACGUCCGCAACCGACGCAUGUCAACGUGCACGGUUGUACCGCCGCACCGUGCAACCUGGUUCGUGGUGAAGAUGUGAUCGCGGACAUCGAUUUUACCACCAAUCGCGCCGUUACCUCGAUGACGACGAUUGCUACGGCGACCGCACUCGGUGUCGUCACCAACUAUCCGCUCGGUACGAAUGGGAUCACCUGCAACUUCCUGCAGGGCUCAAGCUGUCCGCUCAGUGUCAACGAGGAUGUGACGUACCAGCUCAGGAUGCCGAUUCUCUCGAUCUACCCGCUGGUCAGCCUCAGCAUCGAGAUCGAUGUCGUAGAUCAGGCAAAUGAGUCCGUUACCUGUUUCGUCGUGGAUGCCCAGGUUGUCACCCGUACCUAAAUCAGUUCCCGUCCUCGAAUGUACCGUGCGCUCUUCGAAUAAAAUGAUGCAAAUUGUGAACCAGAA
Molecule: messenger RNA, 613 nt
Organism: Anopheles aquasalis
Lineage: Eukaryota; Metazoa; Arthropoda; Insecta; Diptera; Culicidae
Product: NPC intracellular cholesterol transporter 2
Biological process (GO): intracellular cholesterol transport
Molecular function (GO): sterol binding
Source: RefSeq, a predicted model, not a curated record